Molecule: messenger RNA, 2630 nt
Organism: Lotus japonicus
Lineage: Eukaryota; Viridiplantae; Streptophyta; Magnoliopsida; Fabales; Fabaceae
Product: protein LNK2
Exons: 9
Coding region: 245-2257 (670 amino acids)
Biological process (GO): circadian rhythm; regulation of DNA-templated transcription
Source: RefSeq, a predicted model, not a curated record
GUGUCCUCAUUAGCGGGUCCCACACUCUCAUUCUACACCAUUCACUCGCUUAACCACGUGAUGUCACGUGCACUCUCCCACUCUUCUGUUUUCUCUUCUCCUCUUUCUCGAAACUGAAAGCUUCUUCUUCUUCUUCUUCAUGUUCUCUUUCUGUUGUGUUUUCCGGCGAUGUGUGAGCUAGUUCGAUGCAUGGUGUUUGAUUCUGGUUUCGGAUUUUUUGAAUUUUUUGCUCGCUUUGUAAGAUAUGUUUGAUUGGAACGACGAAGAGCUUACUAAUAUAAUAUGGGAUGAGGGUGACGACCAUAUUGUGCCUUUUCCGGAAGAAAGUGAAGAUCUUAGCAACAAGAAAGAAUUGAAUGAGGAAGCUGCUGUGACUAAGCUUACUGAAUUGAAGAAAGCAGAGGCUAAAACUGAUUUUCAUGGAAUAAAGCUAGGAAGCAGUUGCAACCAUGAUAAUAGUGGAGGACUCCCUACCUCAGGAGUUGGAAAAAACACAUGGCCUGACUUGUCUUUAUCCAGUGCAGUUAAAAUUGAUCACGGUUCUCUGGGUACUGAAGUGUAUAAAAAUUUAGGUGAACUUAGCAAAUUUAGUUCAUCAAGAGGUGAAGGGAAUACACAACAUGAAAAGGAAGCUGACAUUUUCCAAAAUGCUGAUGAAGGUAAAGAACAAGGUGAUUUUGUUGAUUAUGGCUGGGCUAACAUAGGAAGUUUUGAUGACCUUGAUAGAGUUUUCAGCAAUGAUGACCCUAUAUUUGGUUAUGCAAGUCUUGAUAAUUCUGAUGAGCUUUGGUCCUCUAAAGAUGUGAAUAAAAAUCUAGUACCCAUACCCUUGGACGCACCAAGUCCAGCAGGUGCUUUAAGGAAUAGAUCUAAGCCUUUGGAAAUCAAAGAAGAAGAUGCUCAAUGUAAUGAUCAACCAUUUUCCCUCAGCUAUGAAAAGACGGGUGAUCCUGCAUCUCAGGUCACAGAAAGUUCACACACAAUUGCAGCUAAUAUGGGAUGUUCUGGAGAUAGAACUAAUCCUAGUGGAAAAGGGCUACAGGCUUUUAGGCAAAAGAAUCAGUUCAAAUCUCGGAAGAAGUCACUGGUAAAACAAGAGGGAAAAGCUUUGCAGGAUUUUUAUGGAAAUUGGUCUUCUUCAGCAACACCGGCAAGACAGUUUGAGAAUCAAUUGGCAUCUUCUGCCUUACAAUCUUCUCAGUCUUCAAUUCCUGGGCAACCGAAGCAACUCCAAAUACCUGAAACAUUAUAUCAAAAUAUCAUAAAUCCAUAUGCAACAUCCUCUGUGUAUAGAGACGUUAACACAUAUCCUGAUAUGCCAAUGCUAUCUCAUAUUCACUCUGGAGACGUUGGGUGUCAGCCUGUGCAUUCUGGGUAUGAAGUAUCCCCCUGUAUGGUGAAUCCUUUGAUGAACUCUGUGGACUCAGUGAAGCCUCAAACCAUGACUCCUCAGGAGAAAAUUGAAAAGUUGAGGAGGCGGCAGCAAAUCCAGGCAAUGCUUGCUAUUCAGAAACAACAGCAAGAGUUAAGCCACCAAGUUCCUAGCACUAGUAAAUCCAUCAGCAAAAAAUGUCCUGCAGAAAUUCAAAGUCAUCUUUGUGAUGGGACUGAUCCUGAAUUUGAUGAUCUAAGAACUCUUUCUGCUCUAGAUCUGCCAAUUGAGCAAGAUGAUUCAAAUACAAUAUCUCUGGCCAUUGAUAAUGAUUUUGUUGAAGAGACUGUGCUAAACAGGCUUCAGGAUAUUAUAUCAAAGUUAGACAUCAGAAUAAGACUCUGUAUCAGAGAUAGCUUAUUCCGGUUGGCACAAAGUGCAAUCCAAAGGCAUUAUGCUAGUGACACAAGCAGUGCAAACAAGGGUAGCAAAGAACUUGAAGUCAUUACAGGAGUAGAAAGAAAUAGCCAAAGCAGACAUGCCAGGAAGCCUGAUGUCGAAACAGAGACGAAUCCCAUUGAUCGAACGGUGGCUCACUUGCUUUUUCAUAGGCCUAUAGAUUUCACCGGAAAUUAUUCUGACAAACUGGAGUCACCUAGUUCUACUAAGGUGCAGUGUGAAAGCAAAGCAGCUAACCUGGUGAACUUCCCCGAGACAUGCUUACCAGAGGAGGACAUGAAAAGUAAUCGACAAUUUCCCCACCUUGGGUUAAAGAAUUCAUGGCCAUCAUUUGAGGCUCAGCCUAUGGAUGAAACCAACAACAGUCCCUGCAGAGACACUUCAGUGAAUGCAUCUAAUGCACAGGAGCUGGAAGCCUCUCAAUGAAGAAAGAGGUUGUACAGAGGUCGUCCGGAUCAUAAACAAGCGCGAGUAUCACAGUAGAAUCAUGAGCACCAGUUUAAUUCACGCAUGUCAUCAGUAAAGAGCUUCCUUAAAACUUGCCCGUAUAUGUAUCUUAGUACCUAAUAAUACAUAAGGUUGUGAGUGCUAAGUUGUUUAUAUUUUAAUUAUAACUGCACCAAACUUGUGUACCAAAGCCACUCAGACAAGAUCAGGCUUUGAAGUUGGUGUCGUAUUUCUAUACGUACGAGUAUAUGUACGAGUACGACUUGCCAUACUUGCCCCUUACCAUUGAUCAAUCUUUUGUGUGCCACUAUGAAUUUCAGAAUAAGGCAAAAAUUGUGAUUUUGGAUUUCUA